AUGGAGCGCAGGAUCAACUCAGGCCACAGCUACCUCGGCCUGGGGGUGUAUGAGGUGGAAGUAAGGGCUAACCUUGAGAGGGAUAUGGCACCAGAAGCAGAAGAAGGCCUCAUUGGCGAAGGAGCUGCAGGUCUGUAUGGCAACGAGAACCCUGAAGGCGAUGUGAACCAUGAGGGCGACAUGAACCACGAGGGUAGCAACGUUGAUCAGGAGCCCAGAGAGCUGCAGUGGGAGGAACAGGCCCACAUGGCUGCCCAGGGCCCACAGCACCGGAAUACGCAGCCGCGAUUCCAGCGCAAUACGUUUACGCCGUUCCAGCUGCAGGAGCUGGAAAGUGUUUUCCGAGACACUCCGUACCUUGAUUUGCUCACAAGAAGGGAGCUUGCAAGACGCAUCGGUGACACUGAAACCAGAGUGCAGGUCAGUAACCCUGAGAAAAACCGUUCGGUAGAACAGCCAUUUUAA
Molecule: messenger RNA, 465 nt
Organism: Galeopterus variegatus (Sunda flying lemur)
Lineage: Eukaryota; Metazoa; Chordata; Mammalia; Dermoptera; Cynocephalidae
Product: rhox homeobox family member 1-like
Exons: 2
Coding region: 1-465 (154 amino acids)
Biological process (GO): regulation of transcription by RNA polymerase II
Molecular function (GO): DNA-binding transcription factor activity, RNA polymerase II-specific; RNA polymerase II transcription regulatory region sequence-specific DNA binding
Source: RefSeq, a predicted model, not a curated record